ACAGCUGUUUGACAUUUCACACAUCGGAAAAAAUUUUCAUCAUCCGCGCAGCGAAUGUGAGUUUUGUGGAAAUCAGCCGAAACGAUUGUUGUGUAAUAAAUCCGGUAGAAUAUGCUACUUGGCCGCUUCGGGAUAAAGAUAGAAAACGAAUGAACCGCGUUGUCCAGUAGCUAGUGAACGGGAUCCAAAAAGUGCAGAAAUAAUGGCCUACCGCUUACUAACCUCGGCUCGAAAGCUAGAAUCGACAUUGGCAGGGCUCGGUCGACAACAUCGUACCGUCAACACGACCGAUUGCGACCAGAUUAUCCGUAGUCUGAGUUAUCUUCAAUCGAGUAAAAACAAAGUUUGGAACGAAUUCCUACACAGGAUUCAACUGUUCUGUGAGAAACCCCCAAAAGGUUUCGAAAAAUAUUACAAACCAGGAGGUGCCAGGAAAGGCGCUUCCGCCGAAGAAGCAUCCAAGGGUGCGAAACCAGAACUUUCGAAUCCCUCGAAAAGUGCAGCAGGGUCACAGCAGCAGCAGCAACCUCCGAAAAAUGACUGGAAUUUGGGUAUGUUUGGACCUCAACCAGCUAGAGGCAAAAGUGGUGGAACAGGGGGCAGCGGACGUCCUAUUGGCGGUGAGGGUGGCGACAAGGAGAAAAUGAUGGUCUUUGGAGCGCUAGCUGGAGUGGCACUAAUAUCUGCCAUUGCGUAUUUUGAGAUGGGAUAUAAAGAAAUUGCUUGGAAGGAGUUUGUCAAUAACUACCUUGCUCGAGGAAUCGUUGAUAAAUUGGAGGUCGUCAAUAAAAAAUGGGUUCGUGUUCGAUUAACAGCAGGAAACACCUCGGACUCGGGCACACUCUGGUUCAACAUCGGCAGCGUGGAUUCCUUCGAACGCAACCUAGAGAAUGCACAAACGGACAUGAACAUUGAACCGGUUAAUUUUGUCCCGGUAAUCUAUCGUAGUGAAAUCGAAGCCGCUAGUCUUACCGGCCUCUUACCAACGCUGUUAAUCAUUGGUUUCCUGAUCUAUAUGAUGCGAAGAUCGUCGGAAAUGAUGGGCGGCCGUGGUGGACGUAAGGGUGGUGGCCUUUUCGGUGGAGUCAUGCAGUCUACGGCAAAAUUGAUCAAUGCAAACGAAAUCACUGUUGGUUUUAAAGACGUAGCUGGUUGCGAGGAGGCUAAAAUAGAAAUUAUGGAGUUUGUCAAUUUCUUAAAGAAUCCCCAGCAGUACAUCGAUUUGGGAGCAAAGAUCCCGAAAGGCGCCAUGCUGACCGGACCACCAGGCACCGGUAAAACUCUUCUAGCCAAGGCGACGGCCGGAGAAGCCAAUGUUCCUUUCAUUACCGUGUCCGGGUCGGAGUUCUUAGAAAUGUUCGUCGGAGUUGGUCCUUCCCGUGUGCGUGACAUGUUUGCUAUGGCCCGGAAGCAUGCGCCCUGUAUAUUGUUCAUCGACGAAAUCGAUGCUGUUGGACGAAAACGUGGCGGAAAAAGUUUCGGCGGUCACUCGGAGCAGGAAAACACUUUGAACCAAUUGCUUGUCGAGAUGGACGGGUUCAAUACCACCACCAACGUCGUUGUUUUGGCUGCUACCAAUCGAGUUGACAUCCUGGAUAAGGCACUGUUACGUCCCGGACGCUUCGAUAGACAAAUUUUCGUACCAGCACCGGACAUCAAAGGUCGUGCCAGUAUUUUCAAAGUGCAUUUGGGUCCACUGAAGACUGACUUGAACAAAAUGGAUUUGGCGAGAAAAAUGGCUGCACUCACACCUGGUUUCACUGGAGCUGACAUUGCCAAUGUUUGCAAUGAAGCUGCUUUGAUUGCCGCUCGUGACUUGAACGAGUCUAUUAAUUUGAAACACUUUGAACAAGCAAUAGAGCGUGUUAUUGCAGGAAUGGAAAAGAAAACAAACGUCCUGUCACCGGAUGAGAAACGCACGGUUGCAUACCAUGAAGCUGGCCACGCCGUAUCCGGUUGGUUCCUAGAGCAUUCCGAUCCUCUGCUCAAAGUUUCGAUUAUUCCUCGUGGAAAAGGGCUUGGUUACGCACAGUACUUACCGAAGGACCAAUAUCUGCUGACCACCGAACAACUAUUCGAUCGUAUGUGCAUGACCCUUGGUGGCCGAGUUUCGGAGGAAAUUUUCUUCAACAGGAUUACCACUGGUGCUCAGGAUGACCUUAAGAAGAUCACCGAUAGUGCUUAUGCCCAGAUAACUCGCUUCGGAAUGAACAGAAAAGUCGGCCAGGUCAGUUUCGAUUCACAGUCCGGUGAUCCGAUGUUCACCAAGCCCUACUCGGAGCAAACAGCGCAGCUGAUUGACGAAGAAGUUCGGAAGCUAAUCGACAGUGCAUACAAACGGACAGUUGAUCUACUGGUCAAGCAUAAAUCUGACGUGGAGAAGGUUGCUGAGCGAUUGCUCAAAAAUGAAAUCCUCAGUCGGGAUGACAUGAUUGAAUUGCUUGGAAAGCGGCCGUUCCCAGAAAAAUCUACCUAUGAGGAGUUUGUCGAAGGCACUGGCUCUUUUGAGGAAGAUACAACACUUCCGGAAGGCUUGUCAAGCUGGAACAAGGAAAAGGCGCCCGUAGAGGAGCACGAUUCGAGCAGUAAAAAGCCAACUGAAACGACGAAAGCAUAGUAGAAAUAUGAUUGUUAUAGCAGUAUAUGUAACAAACAAGAAAAGUGUAUCGGAGUCAGACGGGGCGGCUUGAAUAAAUCACCAAUUGUUAAAUGAAAUGUAUCAUUUUCAAUGUAUUUUAUUUGAUUCGAAAAUUUUAAUUGUAGUUUAUAAGAUACUAAAACUUUA
Molecule: messenger RNA, 2785 nt
Organism: Armigeres subalbatus
Lineage: Eukaryota; Metazoa; Arthropoda; Insecta; Diptera; Culicidae
Product: AFG3-like protein 2
Exons: 6
Coding region: 203-2617 (804 amino acids)
Biological process (GO): mitochondrial protein processing
Cellular component (GO): m-AAA complex; membrane
Molecular function (GO): ATP-dependent peptidase activity; metalloendopeptidase activity; ATP binding
Source: RefSeq, a predicted model, not a curated record